UAAAAGGUAAAAACAGUUGACUAAUUUCAACUGGCAACAUGAACUAUUAAAAAGUAUUAAGAUCAAACAAAGACUGCAAUUGACGAAUCAAGAUCAGCAAGUUGCCAAAUAUGUUGCCCACCAAAUCAGAUUCUCGACGGCGCCUCAAUGCCACUGGGGCUACAGCUGGCGACUACCAUAAAGUAUCCGAGGAUGCAACCGAAACCGAUGGAUUUGUAAAUGAGCAAUGGGUAACUCCAAACGUCGAGGAAUCUACUCCCUGGAAGACAAUUGCAAUCAUACUUACAUUAUUCAUUGGCGGAACGAUUUGCCUUGGUUGUGCUACGUUGGAUUGGUUGGCGGACGUGAAUCAGGAUCGUACCGAUCGCGUCUGGGCCCUGAUAGUAAUUGGAGCGUUGACUAUUAUACCAGGCGGAUAUUACUUCUAUGUUCUUUCAUGUAUUUUACUGCGACGAAAGGGAUAUUCAAUGGACGACAUUCGUCGCUUGGGUUAAGACAAUCGAUUUUUAUAUUUAGUAUACAAUUUAUGUAUUUUUAUUGCAAUUUUAUUUCGUGUCCACGCUUAAUCAUUUUAAUGGCAUGUUUUAUUUUUGUAUGUUUUUUCUGAGAAUUGCAGACAGAACUCAGCAUUUAUUGUAUAAAAAUAUUGUAAAUAUAUAUGUAUCAUAUAUGU
Molecule: messenger RNA, 673 nt
Organism: Drosophila innubila
Lineage: Eukaryota; Metazoa; Arthropoda; Insecta; Diptera; Drosophilidae
Product: transmembrane protein 230
Exons: 2
Coding region: 111-494 (127 amino acids)
Cellular component (GO): endomembrane system
Source: RefSeq, a predicted model, not a curated record